Messenger RNA from Dicrocoelium dendriticum, 574 nucleotides. The record is from the annotation of a GenBank genome assembly. Lineage: Eukaryota; Metazoa; Platyhelminthes; Trematoda; Plagiorchiida; Dicrocoeliidae.
ACUCCCACUCAAAUCUCCUGAGUCCAUAAUACCUGACUACAACAAUGCGUAGAACAACGAACCGCAACACGAGGACCCCAAACUCAAACGUCCCUUUUCUAUACUUCUAGUUAAUGGCAGAUCUAUUACAACAAAUUGUACUUCCUACGCAUGCUUGCGCAUAUCAACGACCCACAAGCAAUCCUCCUUACUGAAAUUGGUGCUCCCCCGAUACAUUGGACUCCACCUUAAUGAUUCCUAAAUAUCAGCUCUUCCGAAAAGAUCGCGGCACAGACAAAGGAGGCGGAUGCAUGAUAUACCUACACUGUACAUUUGCAGCAGAACUUCUUGAUCAUCCACGGCUAACAAAUGUUCCCGAAUCUCUUCGGUUGUCCGUCUCAGAAACCAGUUCUCAAAUUUUACUCGGAUGUGUUUACAACCCGCCAAGUGCGAGUGUUACCAUCCUCACUCUAACUUUCGAGUAUGCUACUGAGAUGCCACACAGAGCGAAGAUAAUUGCUGGUGAUUUUAACCUACCAAAGACUAACUGAUCCUCUCAACCAUCCUCGUCUACAUAUACAGCUUUCCUUUUCUC